Antechinus flavipes (yellow-footed antechinus) is the source of this 2922-nucleotide messenger RNA. RefSeq names its product CXXC finger protein 5 (gene CXXC5). The record is from RefSeq and is a predicted model, not a curated record. Gene Ontology annotation, molecular function: zinc ion binding; methyl-CpG binding. The transcript has 4 exons. Bases 1098 to 1958 code for a protein of 286 amino acids. Gene Ontology annotation, cellular component: nucleus. NCBI's taxonomy places the organism in Eukaryota, Metazoa, Chordata, Mammalia, Dasyuromorphia, Dasyuridae.
AGAGAGGAGGGGGAGGAAGGGAGUGGGAAGAGUCCGGUCCGGGUUUUGCCUGCAGCCCCCGGGCAGCGUUCACUGCUCGGAGCUCCAGCCCGGGCGAGCAAGCUAGCUAGCGCGCGGCGGCGGCUGAGCUGGGAUGUAGAGGCGGAGGCGGCGGCGGCAGCAGCAGCAGCGGCACUGGGAGGGAGCUGGGGCAGCCGAGCCCCACUGCAUCCUCAGCGCCCCGGCGGAGCCCCGGGACCAGCACAUAGUCUGCAUCGCCCCCUCCGGGGCCAUGCGCCCUGCUUCUUAAGCUUCCACCCGGCGACGAGUGCCGCGCGCACCCAUCCUCUCCUUUCGCAAUUUUUGAGUAUUAGUUGGGUUUUUUUAGGUUGUUGUUUUUAAUUUUUUGGAGAGGAAAGGCUGAGAGGAAGCGGGCAGGGGGGCAGGUGCUUUUUUCCCCCGCCUUUCUUGUUGCCGCUCUGGAUUCCCUGGGCUAAGCCGGGCGGCGACAGUGCGCACGGAGGAGGUGGCUGCUGCUGUUGCUGCUGCUGUUACUGCUGCCCGGAGCGGCGGCGGCUGAUCGGCUACAGUUCCCCCCUGUUUUCCCAUCGCCCCCCCCACCUUCUCGUCCUCCUCUCCCUCCAUCUCCUCCCCCCCUUCUCGCGGUUGGCGGCGGCAGCGGCGGCUCCGGAGAGCUCGGUUCCACCAAUGAGGCUCAACUUGCAGGAGGAGACCCAUCCCACUGCCAGGCCCUGACACCAGGAACUCCCCUGGAUGGUCCAGGACUGACACCCCAUCCCCACUCCCUUUCCCCCAUCUACUCUGACUGAUCUUCUUCUAGCUGGGAGCCCCUGCAACUGGUGUGAAGAGCUUCGUGGAGGGAGGUGGGUAUCUUCUGGCACUGAAGUCCAGAGGAGGAAGGGCAAAGAUCAAGAAAGACAGAAAGGAUCAAAGAGUAGCAGGCUUCCAGACCAUGCAUCUGCCUUGAGGCCAUCUCCGAAUUCUCUCGGUGUCGGCGUCGUCCCUGGCCAUCAGGGGCAGGAGCCGUCCCUGGGCUCGGGUCGGUCGGGAAGCUCCCCUGACGGGGCCCAGUUGCCGCCCCGGCCCUGGCCCCAACCAUGUCUAGUCUCGUUGGCAGCCCCCAGCCCGAUAGCGGCGGCAGUAGUAAGUCAGGCUCGGUAGAGAAAGGUAGCUCCGAUGAGCCCCUUCCCCCUGCCAACCCAGAGCGGCGGAACAAGAGCGGUAUCAUCAGCGAGCCCCUCAACAAGAGUCUCCGGAAGUCCCGGCCUCUGUCCCACUACUCCUCCUUCAGCGGCGGCAGCUCGGCGGGCGAGCUGGUGGACAAGGCGGCCGCGGCCUCCGGGCUGGCCAAUGGGCACGACCCGCCCAUGGACAAAACCAACUCUACCUCAAAGCACAAAAGCGGUGCUGUGGCCAGUCUGCUGAGCAAGGCGGAGCGGGCCGCCGAGCUCUCCGCCGAAGGACAGCUGACGCUGCAACAGUUUGCUCAGUCCACGGAGAUGCUGAAACGGGUGGUUCAGGAACACCUUCCCCUGAUGAGCGAGGCCGGGGCCGGGCUCCCAGACAUGGAGGCUGUGUCGGGCACCGAGGCCCUGAAUGGUCCUUCCGACUUCCCUUACCUCGGCGCCUUCCCCAUCAAUCCGGGCCUCUUUAUCAUGACGCCCGCGGGUGUGUUUCUGGCCGAGAGCGCCUUGCACAUGGCGGGCCUAGCAGAAUACCCUAUGCAGAGCGAGCUGGCUUCGGCCAUCAGCUCCGGCAAGAAGAAACGGAAACGUUGCGGCAUGUGCCCGCCCUGCCGACGGCGGAUAAACUGCGAGCAGUGUAGCAGUUGUCGGAACCGAAAAACUGGCCACCAGAUUUGCAAAUUCAGAAAAUGUGAGGAGCUCAAAAAGAAGCCUUCUGCUGCUCUGGAGAAGGUGAUGCUUCCAACGGGAGCCGCCUUCCGAUGGUUUCAGUGACGAGUGGAGCCCCGGAGCUGCCAUCUCGUGCAAUGUCCUUGCUUGUGUUGUCUCAAGUAGGGGAUUCGGGCGAAGACGAAUGGAUGCACCUAUGUCUUUUAGAACCAAAAAUAUUCUCUCGCAGAUUUCAUUCCUGUUUUUAUAUAUAUAUUUUUUGUUGUUGUUUUAACAUCUCCACGUUCUAGUAUAAAAAAAAUCAAAAAACAAAAACAUUUAACUGCUUUGCAGAAGAAGAAAAAAAAAGAAAAAUGAAUCUGUAAAGUAUGGAGACUUAAUAGCAGAGAAUGGACAAUCAGUUUCCUUCGUGUGUUGAUGUUUCUGUUGUUUGUGUGGAAGAUGCAGUUUCUGUGUAGAGAAUGUAAAUUUUCAGUAACCUUUUGAAAUCUAGUUACUAAUAAGCACUACUGUAAUUUAGCACAGUUGUUUAACUCCACCUCAUUUAAACUUUGUUUGAUUCUUUCCCAUCAUAAAAUAGUGCAUAGUUUUCCUAGAGUACGCCACUUCAUGUUUAUAAUGAGAAUAUGUUUAUAGCGAUAUAGAGCCCCCACCCUGGAAUCAUCCACAACUGCAACUUAACCAGCCAGGAGCAAAGCGUCAGAGGUGGGCGCUCCCUAAGCAGACCAUGUCUUACCCCAGUGGUCCUUCAAAAGAAAAUUAAACAUGCUGACGAUGACAUUAAAAAGUUCUGUUAUAUAAUUUAUAUGGAUCCAGGGCUCCAACAUACAGAGGUGCCCCUAAUCCCUGUUUUACUUAGAAAAAAGUCAUUUUUAUAAUCUUGCUGAGGUUAAAGACAGAACUAUCCCCAGGGCAAUGGGGGUACCCUGGGGCUGAGGAUUCCCCCCCCCCCCAUAUCACCAUCCCCAAGCCCUGGUCUCUUACUGCUGAUGGACAUGCUGUUUGUAUUGUUUUAGCGAACCAGGCUGUUUUGUGAAUAAAAUGAAUGCAUGUUUUGUGUCUCAAUUCA